AUGCUUCCUCCGGAGACGCCAAUUGUUGUCGUGCUGGCGUGCAUGUCUCUGCCCCCAACAGACAAGCGUCAUGGUCAUGCCCUCAUCUUCACCUUUCCUCCGCUCCUGGGCAAGCUGAACAUCGCCUUCGAUGGGGACGAGGGUGUGGAGGCGCAGCGAUACGAACUCAAAGAACACACCGAGUUGUCAGCACAGCCCUCGGAGCCGCCGCCACCACUGCCAGACCCUGCCGCGGACAAACCCAAGACACUGAAGGCCACAACCGAGGAGCAAGAAGCCGCAAAAGACACCAAAAACAAUGAAGCCACGCGGGGGAAGUGGAAGAACAAGGCUGAGUUCCUGCUGUCGUGCAUCUCUAUGUCCAUCGGCUUUGGUAACAUCUGGAGGUUCCCGUUCGUGGCUCUGGAGAAUGGCGGCGGUGCAUUCCUCAUCCCUUACCUGAUCGUGCUCCUGUUCAUUGGCAGACCGAUGCACUACCUGGAGCUCAUCCUGGGACAGUUCUCCUCCUGUGGCCCCAGUCAGGUGUGGGAGAUGCUGCCCGCGUUCAAAGGUGUUGGCUACGGACAAAUGCUCGUCAACUGGUUCGUGUCCACCUACUACAUCUCGCUGAUGGCCACCUGCAUGUUCUUCUUCUUCGCCUCCCUCAACCAAGAGCUGCUGUGGGCGUCGUGCGGGCUUUGGGCGAGCGAGGCGUGUGAGGAUGCCGCGACCAACGUUACCAUGCUACAGGGAGGCACGUCGGCAGCGGAGGAGUACCUGAUGAAGCAGGUUCUAAAAGUGGACUUCGAGGGGUUUCGCAGCGGCCUCGGUCUCCCGGACAUCCGCCUAAGCAUGUGUCUGGUGGCGUCCUGGGCGGUGGUGUUCAUGGUCCAGAUACACGGCAUCAAGACCUCGGGGAAGACCGCCUACUUCACUGCCAUCAUGCCUUACGUGCUGCUGCUGGCGCUGCUCAUAAGGGGCGUGACUCUGCCGGGCUCAGCUGACGGCAUCAUGUACUUCCUGACGCCGAGAUGGGAGAAGUUACUGGAUAUACAGGUGUGGCUGGCGGCCGUGACCCAGGGGCUGUUCAGCCUGGCCAUCGGCUCCGGUAAUGUGAUCACGAUGGCCUCCUAUAACGACUUCAGGAACAACAUCUACGUGGACUCCGCCUUCAUCUCCGUGGCGGACACCGUGACCUCCUUCCUCUCCGGCGUCACCACCUUCGCCAUCCUGGGCCACCUGGCACUCCUGAUGGGCGUGGACCUUCCCGACGUGGUGCAUGGGGGUGGUACGUCCCUUGCCUUCGUCAGCUACCCCGAUGCCCUGGCGAGGUUCCCGUGGCUGCCGCAGAUGUUCUCCGCGCUGUUCUUCGUCAUGAUGUUCACGCUGGGGCUGGGCACCAUGGUGGCGGAGACCAGCGUGCUCAUCACCGCCGUCAAGGACCAUUUCCCGCAGCUUCAGACGUGGACGGUGAGCCUGUCCGUGUGUCUAGUGGGCAUGUUCUCGGGACUCGUCUACGUCACGCCGCAGGGACAGCACGUGCUAACACUGGUCAACCACUACAGCGGCAACCUGUCCGUCCUGCUGCUGGUGACGCUGGAGGUGGCGGGCGUCGCCUGGGUGUACGGGCUGCGCCGCCUCGCUGCCGACAUACACUUCAUGCUGGGCCGCUCCACGGGGGUGCUGUGGAAGGCGAGCUGGCUGCUGGUCAACCCGCUGUUCCUCGCCGGCGUCCUCGUGUACAGCCAGACGCAGGCCACCGUGCUCUCCUACGGCGACUACGUCUUCGGCACCAAGGAAACGGCGGUGGGCGUGGUGUUGUCCCUGGCGCCGGUGCUGCUGGUGCCCGUGCUGUUCCUGGUGGAGGUGGUCCGCAGGUACAAGGCGUCGGGGCAGCUGAUGCACACCCUCACCAACGUCUUCGCCGCCUCCCACAAGUGGGGGCCGAGGGACGUGAAGCUCAGGCAGGAAUACGACAUCUACCUGGAAGACCAGCUGGGGGUGAAGCGCUGACCGUAACCCUGGAGACCAUCAGCUGCAGGUCGGCCGCCAAACAUAUGUAUAGACCUUGUAUAGUCUGACACGGGUCGUAUUCUUUAGCAUUUCGAGUCCCAGGCACACUCAUUAGUCACGGUUUUCAUAGGCGUUGUGUGCAUUGCAUGGGGUAGUUUUAUGGCCCUGGUGGUAGUCUGACUCUUCCUCUGUACCGUGAACCUAAAAUACAACUCAUAAGAACCCGACUGAUUACCUUUUUGGCCACUUAAAUUAAUUUAUGUGAGUCUGAAGAGUCGGAUAAUACGGACCUCAAAUAUGUCCGUUUGGGUGGGGUCCCGCGCCUCACCCCAGCUCUGCCACAUCACCCCCAAUACGUCACUCACUCAUUUAUCAGAUAUUCACUAUUAAAAGUUG
Messenger RNA from Eriocheir sinensis (Chinese mitten crab), 2388 nucleotides. Its product is annotated as sodium-dependent nutrient amino acid transporter 1-like. The record is from RefSeq and is a predicted model, not a curated record. Bases 1 to 1992 code for a protein of 663 amino acids. Gene Ontology annotation, molecular function: L-amino acid transmembrane transporter activity. Gene Ontology annotation, cellular component: membrane. Gene Ontology annotation, biological process: sodium ion transmembrane transport. NCBI's taxonomy places the organism in Eukaryota, Metazoa, Arthropoda, Malacostraca, Decapoda, Varunidae. The transcript is spliced from 8 exons.